Messenger RNA from Nipponia nippon (crested ibis), 4551 nucleotides. The record is from RefSeq and is a predicted model, not a curated record. Lineage: Eukaryota; Metazoa; Chordata; Aves; Pelecaniformes; Threskiornithidae.
AUGGAUGAUGAAGACGGCCGGUGCCUGCUAGAUGUAAUUUGCGAUCCUCAGGCCUUGAACGAUUUUUUACAUGGAUCCGAAAAGGUGAGCCACGACUCGUUUCUCCCCCUUCCCCGUGCUCGAGCUCAAUGCCUUCUUCUUUCUUCCCCCCUCCGACCCGCCAUCCCCCAGCUGCACGUCCAAGAGUCCUCCGGCAACCAUCUGAGCACCGAGCAGAGCCAGCCCACGACCAGUGUGGACCUUGACUUUUUAGAAGAUGACAUCCUGGGGUCACCGUCCAGCGGCGGGGCCAACCUGCAGAACUCGGACCAGCCCUGCGACAUCCUCCAGCAGAGCCUGCAAGAGGCGAACAUCACCGAGCAGACGCUGGAGGCGGAGGCCGAGCUGGACCUGGGCUCCUUCCAGCUUCCCACCCUGCAGCCGGUGGUGCAGACAGCCUCCGACGGCACCCCGCAGAUCUUCUCCAGCGGAGCCGACCUGAUCGGGCUGCAGCAACCCGCCGUCCUGACGCACCAAGCCCUGGUGCAGCAGUCGGUAGGAGCGGAUGUUGUCAACAAGGCCAUCAGCGUUCAGCCUUUCCUCCAGCAGGUCGGCUUGGGGAACGUCACCAUCCAGCCCAUCUCCAACCUCCAGGGUUUGCCCAACGGCAGCCCCAGCGGGACGCUGGGGAUCGGGCCGAUUCAGGUGGUCGGGCAGCAAGUGAUGGCCAUCAACCAGCCGGCUCAGCAGAUCAUCGCCAAGCAGGUUCAGCCCUCCCAAGUGGCCACCAUGCCCGUUGGCAGCUACAUCACCCAGACGGCGCCCGAGCAGCAGCAGGUCACCCUGGCCUCGACGGGGGUCUCUCCGCAAAGCGCCGGCCUCGUCAUCCAGAAGAACCUGCCGACGGUGGCCACCACGACGUUGAACGGGAACUCCAUGUUCGGGAGCGUCUCCGGGACUCAAGGCUCCCAGCCGCUCACCGUCACCUCCAACCUGAGCAGCCCCUUGGUGCAGGCCCAAAACGUCAUCAUUCACAGGACGCCCACCCCGAUUCAGCCCAAACCCGCGGGCGUCCUCCAGCAGAAACUCUACCAGAUCACCCCCAAGCCCUUCGGUUCCAACAACGCCACCCUGACCAUCCAGAACGAAGCCGCCCUGCAGCAGCAGAAGGCCCAGCAGAACCUGACCUUCAUGGCCAGCAAACCCGGGCAGAACGUGGUGCUGUCGGGCUUCCCCCAAGGGCUUCCAGCCAACGUCUUCAAGCAGCCGCCGUCGCCGCAGCCAUCCCUCAGACAGCCCAUGGGCGCUCAACCGCUCAGCAAGCCCUGGAGCGCCCACCUCCUGAACCAGGGCAGCAGCAUCGUCAUCCCGGCCCAGCACGUCCCGCAGGCCAUGCUGCAGGGCCAGAACCAGUUCCUCCUCCCCGGGCAGCUGGCGGGCGCCUCCGCCGUGCAGAUACCCCAGCAGCUCUCGGCCCUGCAGGCCAACAUGGGAGGGCAGAUCCUGACCACCUCCCACCCCGGCGGGCAAGCCCAUAUCAUAACUAGCCAAGGGCCGGGCGGACAGCUGAUAACCAACCAAGCCUUGCCGGCCCAGAUCCUCACCAACCAGAACAUCGCCAGCCAGCUGAACCUGGGCCAGGUGCUCACCUCGCAGAACGCCCACGGCACCGCUCACAUCCUCUCGGCUCCCAUCCAGCUCCAGCCCGGCCAGGUGGGUCAGCCGGCUCUCUUCCAGAUGCCCGUUUCGCUGGCGGGCAGCUUGACCACGCAGAGCCAGCCCUCCGUGGCCGCCUCGCUGGGCCAGACGGGGCAGACGGUGAUCCAGGGGGUGACGCUGCCCAACCAGGUGGCCAUGCUCAACGCCACCGAGAACCUCGGCCAGGCGGUGAGCAUCCAAGCCUCCGCCACCACCAGCAGCCAAAGCCCCGGCCUCGUCCAGCCGCAGCCCGCCUCGGGUGCCAGCCUGCUGCCCAGCGCCGACCAGUCCUCCAUCCUCACCGUCCAAACCGCCUCCCAGCCGCCCGCUCCGCUCCAGCUCAACGUGCCGCCGCCGCCACCUCCGCCGCCCGCCCAGCAGCCCGUGACUUCCCAGCCCAGCCCCAGCUUGGCCUCCAGCCCGGAGAAGAUCAUCCUGGGGCAGGCAGCCGCCGGAGCCGUCAUCAACCAGGAUUCCAUGCAGAUGUUCCUACAGCAGGCAAGUAGAGCCCCUCUGGGCGGCGGCCGCGGCGUUUGCGGCCCGUUGGGUGUUAGGAGACCGCCAGCGAGCGCGGCGGACUCCGGAGAGCCCCGCGUUCGGGCUCGCUUUACGCACCUCCUGCCGGGGAAGGGUUCCCCGAACCACCGGCACAGCCGAACCGCCCCGGGGUGGCAGAUGCUCGCAAAGAUGGAGCCGGUGCUGCCGGUGGAACCGCCACUCUGGGCCGGCCCGGGGCGCAUCGCCCACGUGCGGAGCAUGCUGCCGUACGGAAAACUGCUCCGGCAGCGGAAAACCGUGCGCUGGAGCGCAUCCUUCCAAGCUCUUCCUGUUGUCCGGUUUUCUCUGCCGGAUCUGCGCGUAGCCAACGAAACGGCCGCGGUUUUGCUUUCGAAGCGAAGCAGCCGGGUUUGCUCCGCUCGCCUUGGCGGAAAGGAGAGGGGAGAAGUGCUCCUCCGUGCCCGGCAGGAUGCUCCCUCCGGCAGCUCGGCGCCCAGAAUUAAGCGGACUCCGCUGCAGUUUCCAUCCCAGGGCCAGAUCAAACCCCCCACUCCCACCCACGCUCUCCACCUAACCGCGGAGCAGCAGAGGAGCUUUCCGAUGGUCCCGAGCCAAUUCCAACCCCUCCCGGCCAUCCCCAACCCCGCUCCUCAGCAGAAGCAAAUACUGGACAGGUUCCAGCAGGUAAAACAGGUGCCCCAGGGGAUCAUCCUGCAAGCGAAGCAGCAGCCUCCCACCAGCCAGGCUUCCCCCGCGCUCAGCCAGUUCAGCAGCCCGUCCUCCUCCGUCCUGGUGAGCGGCCAGGGGCAGCCGGUGGCGGUGACGACGACGCCAGCCGCCGCGCACAGCCACGCGCCCGCCGCCCUCCCGCCUUCCACCGCAGGCAUUACCGCCCCGGUUCCUGCAGAGAGCAAAGCCUUCUCCAGCGUUUCCACGCCGAUCUCUGCUGGGAAGGCGGCCGCAGCCCAGGGGAAGCCAGGAACGCCUCUCGCCAUACAGCAGCCGGUUCAGACUAAGCCUGGCGUGAUCAGUUCUGUCUCAGGCCUGAACCUGGGGAAAGGUCCCUUGCAGAUCCAGGUCGUGGGGAAAGGAUUAUCGCAGCUCGUGCCCUCGGUCCCCGUGCAAAGCCAGCAGCUGCAAGCCCGGGCUGGAGAAAGCCCCCAGAAAGCCCCGACACUACAGCCCAGCAAGGAAGCCUGUUUCCUGGAGCAGCUGCACAAACACCAGGGCGCGGUGCUGCACCCCGACUACAAGACCUCGUUCCGCUCCUUCGACGAUGCCUUGCAGCGGCUCCUGCCCUACCACGUCUACCAGGGGAUGCUGCCCUCCGCCCAGGACUACAGGAAGGUGGACGAGGAGUUCGAAGUGGUGUCCACCCAGCUGCUAAAGCGCACCCAAGCGAUGCUGAACAAGUACCGCCUGCUGCUCUUAGAGGAGUCUCGGAGAGUCAGUCCUUCUGCGGAGAUGGUGAUGAUCGACCGCAUGUUUAUACAGGAAGAAAAGACCAUGUUAGCGCUCGACAAGCAACUGGCGAAGGAGAAACCAGACGAGUACGUCUCCUCGUCCUCCCGCUCGCAGAGCCUCUCCUCCUCGGCGGCCCCGGCCUCCAUGAACGGGACCGUCGACCACGUCACCUCGGCUCCCGCCGAGAAGAAACCCAUCGUCACCUACUGCCGGCUCCCUCUUCGCAAGACCUACCGCGAGAACGUGGACGCUUUCGUGGCCGAGAAGCCCGCCGACGCCUGCCCCAAGGGCAGCGCCCCGAAAGCCGACAAACUCCCCGGCGCCCUCGUCGUCAAGCAGGAGGACGGGUCCCGGAGCGUCAUCACCUCCCACAAGAGCCAGGACAGCCCCUCGGCGGCGGCGGCUGCGGAGAAGAGCCGGCCGGAGGAGAGCUCCAAGCUCCUGUUCUUCAACAGGAGCGACGCCCGCUCCCUCGUCCUGCAGGACAGCCCGGCCCCGCCGAAGCCCGACGACUCCACCAGUGGCCUUAUGAAGGAGCUUGCGGAAGUCGAGGACGAGUUUUACCGCGGGAUGAUCAAACCGGAGCCCCCCGACCAGGGCUCGGGCUCUGAACUCGCCUGGGAGGUGCCGCUGCCCCCGGCCAAGCGCAGGAAGUCGGAGUCCUUCGAGGUGGACAACGCCAGCUUCUCCAGCGACAGCCCCCAGGACGACUCCCUCAACGAGCACCUACAGAGCGCCAUCGACAGCAUCCUCAACCUGCAGCAACCUCAGACUGGGGGCCAGAACGUCCGGACGCCUUCCUCCUCCUACAACUCCUCCUCCUCGCCCUUCUCCUCGCCCGUCCACCGUACGGACGCCUACCUUGCCCCUAAUCACAACGGCGGCCUUGGAGCAAGGACGUUGAACAGAUAA